Molecule: messenger RNA, 1920 nt
Organism: Fusarium odoratissimum NRRL 54006
Lineage: Eukaryota; Fungi; Ascomycota; Sordariomycetes; Hypocreales; Nectriaceae
Product: cyclin-dependent kinase regulatory subunit CKS1
Exons: 3
Coding region: 761-1105 (114 amino acids)
Biological process (GO): regulation of mitotic cell cycle
Cellular component (GO): cyclin-dependent protein kinase holoenzyme complex; SCF ubiquitin ligase complex
Molecular function (GO): protein kinase binding; cyclin-dependent protein serine/threonine kinase activator activity; histone binding
Source: RefSeq, a predicted model, not a curated record
CUCUUCACCACUCCCUGGCCACUGGAUGCCACUGAAGCGUAACCACCUGCACCCACCAAAUCAAAUCAAAGCAAGGUUCCUUCCCGCCUACGAGAGUGAACGCCGUUGGUGCUAUCCCAUGCCAUCCAUUGCCUUCUAUUUCAGGUUCACCUUCUCAACACCAUCACCAAAAUCUUUCCUUAUUUUCUCUCCUCCUCACCCUCUUUCUUCCCAUCUGCACCUUCUUCCUCUUUCACUUCUACCCGCAAGGAUUUACUGAUUCUCUUCCAUCUCGAUUGACUCUUUCGUCAAAAGAGUCAAUUCUGAUUUUCUUCCACGGUUCUUUUUCACGUUGACCAAAACUUUUUCGUGCUUCCAGAGCGCGGCUUCGUUCUGUUUUCCUCCUUCAAGCGACCGAGGCUCCCCCCCAAACCGGGUUUCUACAAGAGGACCCUCCCCCCGUCUCCAUCCAAGUUUCUACCCCGGAAGAUCUUUGACCGCCUCCGAGAAACCCAGCCUCGCGCUGCAAGAUUCUACCUUCCCGCCGAUCUCGCGUGACAUCCGUUCUCAAAACAUUUCGCAGAGAUCCAGAUUCACUCGGUCUGGUUCAAGGCUCAACAAAUACAGUCGACCCAGCAUUCACCUUGUGAGCCAUUGGGGAAAAUCGCGGAUCUCUGUUUUUUGACCCGCACUUCACCAAUCGAUCGGCCGAAGCUCUUGUGCCCCUCCCCGCACCCUCGAGCUCUCUACCCCCUCAUCAACCAACAAAACAACCGCCAAAAUGCCUUUCGACAUCGAUACCGCUCGCCGAAAUAAGACGCCCCGACCUCUGUCAGACUCGGAGCGCGCUCGCGUAGAAGAGUUCAUCGACUCGAUCCACUACUCUGCACGAUACUCGGACAGCGAAUAUGAAUACCGUCAUGUUCAGCUCCCCAAGGCCAUGCUCAAGGCUAUUCCCAAAGACUACCACGAUACCUCCAAGGGCACUCUCAAGCUCUUGUGGGAGGAGGAAUGGCGAGCUCUUGGCAUUACUCAGAGUCUAGGAUGGGAACACUACGAGGUCCACGAGCCAGAACCGCACAUCCUCCUGUUCAAGCGACCACUGAACUUCCAACCCCCUCAGUAAUUGCUAGACGCACGACUCAGAUUUUCCCCAAUGUACCAUACAUAUUUACUGCACAGCACCCUUUUGUCGGUGCCAUACUCAAGCUCAGACGGAGGUUUCCACGUCGGCUCACGAUUUUACGGUUUGCACGUUCACGUUGAGAUAUAAAGAGAGAGAAGCAAAAAGAGACUCAUUGGUUCAUCGCGUUCGCAACGUCCCCGUUCAUUCAGUCGGUAGCAGGCCUUGGGCUUGUUAUACCCUUGCUAUGAUAUGCGAUUCCCUGUCGAGAUGUAAAGGAGGCGAUAUACCAGUCUACUGGUUUCGAUGUCUGUGUAUGACGCAUGGACACUGAGUUGUUGUCCGAGCGGCAGGGGAAUGGGGGAAUUUGCAUGACGAAGUGGAUGGGCUACGGAUGAUGGGAGUCGAGAAUUGGAUCCGCCAUACCCUAACGACCAAGACAUUGGGGGGACGUUAUAAUACGGAGUUGGAUCUGGGAACGAUCCAGAAACGCGUCGCGCGUCGGUGUUUGGGCUUGGUUGGGCACUUCGACAAGUGGUUUGCUGGUUGUUGUUUCUAAACGUGUUUUAUUUGUUGAAUGUCUCUGAUUUGGGGCUACAUUUUUUUGGAGGAGGGGGAAGAAGAAGGAUUUGCUCAGUGAUACCCCUUCUACAAGCGCAUGAUGGGACAAAAAAUGGGCUUUGUGAUGGAGGCUGGGUGCAGAAGUAGAUGGAGACGGAUGAUACAGCAUCGCAUAAUAAGAGGUAAACAAAAUGAUCGAUUUACAGUACAUAUGAAGGUCCGUGGAGGAAUGGCCUCAUUGUUGAAUUGUGGCGUUU